Molecule: messenger RNA, 2009 nt
Organism: Schizophyllum commune H4-8
Lineage: Eukaryota; Fungi; Basidiomycota; Agaricomycetes; Agaricales; Schizophyllaceae
Exons: 9
Coding region: 214-1944 (576 amino acids)
Source: RefSeq, a predicted model, not a curated record
CUCGCACAAACCCUCUCGGAUGACCCUACAUAUGAGCAUCUUGCGAGGAUUGGAAUACACUCCCCAAAGUUUCACCACCUUCUUCAUCGAGUUGCAGCAACCCCAACGUCACUUCAUUUGCGCGUGAUUAUCACUCCGCGCGGCUACCCCAACAACCCGCCGCGCUUCCCCGCAUUCCUUGCCUCUCACCACCGACACCAGAACCUCCAUGUCAUGGCCUCCCCCUUCCUGACGCCCAUGGACCCACCCGAAAGCGGCGCCAGUACGCCGGGUCCGUACGAGGACGCGAUGAGUUUCACCCCGCGCACGCGCCGCGCGAUCCAAUCGUUCGACAACCUUGUCGCGCUCGCCAACUACCAGGAGCGCCUGAAGGAGGCGCGCAAAAUGGUCUGGCGCGACAGAGGGGAGCCGGUGGUCGAGUUGUAUACGCUGCAGGACUGUAUCAAGCAUGCCGCGAUGGGCGGGUUCCGCUCUGGGGCGCUAGCGUUCACACUGCGCGCAUUGAUCAACGUGGCUAUUGCGCUGGUUAGGAUACGCAAGGUGAAGCCGAGGUCUCAGCGGCUGAGUGUCAUAUUCCACGCCCUGUUCGGAAAGGACACUUUCCAAUUUGCCUCUAUGCUAGGAACCUUCGUCUCCCUUUACAAGUUUCUCCUCAACGCGAUUCCCCUCUACAUCCCCGCUGUCAACCCACCCGACUUGCGCUACGAUUCCUGGGAGGCCGCCACUUUCGAAGAAGAGGAGUCCACCCAGGACAAGCUCGAGGCUGGACAGCUCCCUCCAGGCAUGCGUCGGACGGCACGCCGAGAUCAACGCCUCUCCCUCAGCGCACAUGCGCAACUCGUUCUAACCCGCAAGAAGACGCGGCGGUGGCACGCUGCGAUGGCGGGGGCUAUCGCUGGUGGGCUCGCCAUUAUGUGCGAGAACAAGAAGAGGCGGAAUGUGAUCGCGCAGCAGUUGUUCGUGCGCGGCCUGCAAGGAUCGUACAACUCUGUUUCCGAGAGGACAGGGUUCCGCAUACCUCACGGCGAGGUCAUCCUUUUCUCUCUGUCAUGCGCUCAGAUUAUGUACGCAUGGCUCAUGCGGCCGGAGGCACUGGGCUUGGGUUAUGCGAACUGGAUCUCACAAGCAUCCAAGGUCCCUGUACUCGCGCCACAUAUUCACCGUCAACUUGCCAGGACAGGUACAGCGAACAUCGCUGACAUUGACAAGGCUAUCAACCUAAAGGAAAUCACCCCCGAAAACGUCAAAACCUUCCUUGAGUUGCGCAACAUGCUCGCCUCGCCCGACUCCCCUUCCUCCAAAGCGUCUAUCCCGCCCUACGUCCCCUGCGCCGUUACGCACCCUGCGUUAAACAACUGUACUGCCGUACCGCUCGAUCGCUUUGUCGACGUCGCCUGGUGGAUCAUGCCCGUGUACACCGCGCUGCACUUCAUCCCGAUGGUGCUUUUCAAGCGCAAGGCCUUCGUGCGGGACCCGAGCCGGAUGCUGGGCAAGGCGGGCGUCGGGACGUUGCGGAGCAGUGCAUUCUUGGGCGCGUUCGUAGUGAUCUACCAGUCCCUCUUCUGCCUCAAGCACCAGACGUACGCCGCUUACCACCGCCUGCCCGCCUCCGCCGCUCUUCGGCGCAUCAUCCCGCCCUGGCUCGUCAACCUCCUCGUCGGGCGGCUCGCGUUGAUCGUGACCGGCAUGGCUACGGGGCUGUCCCUCUUCGUCGAGGAGAAGCGGCGGCGGGGCGAGCUGGCGAUGUAUGUGCUACCGAAGGCGCUGGAGAGUGCGUGGCGGACGGCGAGGGGGCGAGGGUGGGCGCCGCCGACAAGAGGGGUGGGGGAUGUGAUGUUGACGGCGGCGGGGAUGGGGAUGGUUAUGAGCGCGUACCAGAACGACCCGCAGCAUCUGUCGGGCCUUGUAAGGAGGAUAUUGUACCAGUUUAUCGGACCGAAUUGAUCGUUCUGUGUCACGGAUGCCAAGGAGGGUGAGGUCAGGGAGCUCGAAGAACAACUGCAUGCACG